Molecule: messenger RNA, 771 nt
Organism: Clonostachys byssicola
Lineage: Eukaryota; Fungi; Ascomycota; Sordariomycetes; Hypocreales; Bionectriaceae
Source: the annotation of a GenBank genome assembly
AUGACUCAGGAUGCAGGACUCGCGGCAGAACAAGCUGUCUUGUACCACAACAUGUGCGUUGAUAGCCUUAGCACUGGCUUGCCCCUCAUCAAGGCUCUCCUUGAGCCCAUUUGUCACAGUUUGAGGGAGAUUAGCGUUUGCCCGAAACAUCCCGCGAUUAAAGCUGUCGAUAACAACGAGAUUGUCGAAGUCGAUCACGCGGUACUUUAUACAAGGCUUCAUAGCGGCGAAGAGUUCGUCAUAGACCUCACCGGAGCCCAGUACGGCUGGGAAGAGAAACUGUAUACCUGGGAAGAGUUUAAGGAGUACAGAGGCACCGUCCGUUACGUGUUGGACCUCGGGGCCGCCCGAGCAUUCACGACGAGUUUGAUGCAAGGGCACGCCAUCAACUCAGCGCCCCGAUCAGCCUGCGACAUUCGUCGCUUGAUCUGUGAAGAGGUCGCACAAAGCAUCACGAACUAUCUUCAAGAAUCCGGCCAGACUGCCGAUCAGUUGAUGGGCUUAGACCUCGACCAGCAACGCAACCUCAUAAUUCGAUCCAAAGAAACUAUCGCCAAGUCGAUCGAAGCUCUGGUAAUUCGAUCUGGAGUAGGCAGAAUGUGCCUACUGUUCGAACAUGGCAUUUCUACUCCAGUCGUCGUUCGAAGCGAAGAGCUUGCUAGAAAGAUGGUAAGCGUCUGGUUCACCCAAGAGGAGGUCCAAGCAUGCCAAGGACAGUUUGAAGCACUUCGACUUGAGAUGCAACAUCGCCUGUAUGAGGAGGAGGUCUAG